CAUCGGAUCAUAUCUCUCUCUUUCUCUCUCUCUUCGUUUUAUCUCAUCUGAUACCAAAAGUUCGGAAUAUUGUCUUAAUCGAUCUCUGCACAAAAACACAGAGUAUGGUCAAUAUCCGACACUUCAAUUUGAAAUUACUUUAUUGAGAUCUCCUUUUCUUUUUCUUGUUUCUUCGGUUUUUCUUUCAUAUGGAAAUGGCUUCAAUUUCUUCGAGUCCUCGUACAGUUGAAGAGAUCUUCAAAGAUUAUAGCGGUCGUCGUGGCGGCAUAGUUCGUGCUUUAACUCAUGAUGUUGACGAAUUCUAUGGACUUUGUGAUCCAGAAAAAGAUAACUUAUGUCUAUAUGGACAUCCAAAUGAAAAUUGGGAAGUCACUCUUCCAGCAGAGGAAGUUCCACCAGAGCUUCCUGAGCCAGCUCUUGGAAUCAAUUUUGCAAGAGAUGGCAUGAAUCGGAAGGACUGGCUCUCACUGGUUGCAGUCCACAGUGACUGUUGGUUGCUCUCUGUGGCUUUCUAUCUUGGAGCACGGCUAAAUCGGAAUGAAAGGAAGCGUCUAUUUAGCUUGAUUAAUGAUCUGCCCACUGUCUUCGAAGUUGUAACAGAACGAAAACCUGUAAAAGACAAGCCUAGUGCAGAUAGCGGAAGCAAAUCUAGGGGCAGUACAAAGAGGUCAAGUGAUGGACAAGUUAAAAGCAUCCCAAAGGUAGCAGAAGAGAGCUAUGAAGAGGAUGAAGACGAACAUGGUGACACACAAUGUGGCAGCUGUGGUGGAAACUACAACGGAGAUGAGUUCUGGAUCGGCUGCGACAUCUGUGAGCGGUGGUAUCAUGGCAAAUGCGUCAAAAUAACACCUGCCAAGGCUGAGAGUAUAAAACAAUACAAAUGCCCGUAUUGCAGCAUGAAACGAGCCCGGCCAUAGUGACUAAAAACAACAGGCUUCAUCGAAUUCUAUAAAACCGUCCGUACUAUUUCUGAUUGUUGUGAAAAGAUUUGACAAAUGCGUCUUGAAAAGGUGGUCGAUCUGGAAUCGUGAUUUAUCGACUUGUAGUUGGUGAAGUGAAAGUUAUACAUUGAACUUGAUUUGUUAAAUUUUCUGUUUGUUUUAGGACAAAGGGGUUGAAUUGUAGGCACCCCCUUUUAAUUAUUGUCUUGAUGCUUUAUGCUCAUAUAGAUUACAUCUAGUUGACUCUCUUUUUACUGCAAUCACAACUUUAGAUUGCUUCAA
Molecule: messenger RNA, 1223 nt
Organism: Cynara cardunculus var. scolymus (artichoke)
Lineage: Eukaryota; Viridiplantae; Streptophyta; Magnoliopsida; Asterales; Asteraceae
Product: PHD finger protein ALFIN-LIKE 1-like
Exons: 5
Coding region: 189-917 (242 amino acids)
Biological process (GO): regulation of DNA-templated transcription
Cellular component (GO): nucleus
Molecular function (GO): histone binding; transcription coregulator activity; transcription cis-regulatory region binding
Source: RefSeq, a predicted model, not a curated record